UAUUGCCCGGCUCGUUGCGACUCAAAUCUUCUGCCCUAACGAGAAGUACUUUUAUAUAAAGCUUAUAUAGAUCUCAGAGUCUCUCCCGUUUUCGGCCUUCAGAAUAAUAAACCCGAUGAGAAACGAUAAAAUGUCGGAUAAGUCCUCGUCUCACAAGAAGCAGCAGCAUCAGCAUCAAACACCUCCUUCUCACAGGAAAUCCCGCUGGGAAGCCAACAACCCACAGCAGCCCCCCGAUUCCAAACCCUCCUCUUCAUCUUCUCAUCCAACCGUCCAUUCCUCUCCUCUCCCUCCUCCUGCGGCUGCGGGUCCCUCCUCCGAUCCACCUGUCCCCAUCUCGCUCCCACCACCUGGACCCACUGCUCCCUUCCCCUUACCUGAUCCUGGCCCACCUCCCCCUCCGCCUCCUUCCUAUGGCUUCCACAUGCUUGAGCGCCGCACCAUCGUUUUAGCCGACGGCAGCGUCCGUUCUUACUUUGCCCUUCCCCCCGACGACAUCGUCUUCUCUCAGUCUGCCCCUCUCCGUCCGCCUCGUCCCCUUAGUCCCGAUGCUCUCCGCCGUGACCGUGAUGACUUUUACGCACGCGGCGGCGGCCCACCCACAGAUUACUGGAAUUCCUUGGGCCUUGAAGGGCGUGGCCCACCACCCCACCCCGAAACAUCCCAGAAGAGAAAGUAUGGAGAUGAGGGCCCCAGGGAUGCGAGGGACGAGUACGCCAGGCAGCGGCAGCAGCUUUUGCAGUAUGGAGGCCCUAACCCUAAUGGGUACCCUUCGGGCUUGGCGGAUCAGGUGGGUUAUGUGGCUGGAGCGAGCAGCCCACGGCGGAGGGACCCACUGGACCCUGUCAGGGGUGGGAUGGACGAUCUGCGGCCUUUGAAGCAUAUGAAGGUUAGGGGAGAUGAUUACGAUGAUCUGGCUUUCCGAGUGGGCAACAAUGAUGGAGCAGGCGAUGCCAAUACGAAGCAUUUGGAUGUGGACCCCAAUGCUCUCAAGAGAGCGUUCCUCCGCUUCUCCAAAAUGCUCAAUGAGUAUGCGUCACAUCGGAAUAAUUAUUUGGAGAAUGGGAAGAAUGGGCCUCUGCGUUGCCUUGCAUGUGACAGGGAUUCAAAAGAUUAUGCGGAUGUACAUGGCCUUAUCAUGCAUGCCUACAACUCACAGAAUGCAGCCUUGCGUGUUGAUCACCUUGGCUUACAUAAGGCUCUGUGUGUCCUAAUGGGGUGGAACUAUGCGAAAGGACCAGAUAGCUCUAAGGCAUACGAGUCGUUCUCUGCUAGUGAAGCUGAAGCAAAUAAGGAGGAUCUGAUUAUAUGGCCACCAAUAGUGAUAAUUCAUAACACAAAGACAGGACGCAAAAAAGAUGGCCGCGUGGAGGGCCUGGGUAACAAAGAGAUGGAUAAUAAACUCAAAGAACUUGGUUUCAGUGGGGGUAAGUCAAAAUCGAUGUACGGAAGGGACGGCCAUAUGGGCAUCACGGUGGUGAAAUUCACGAGUAGUCAAUCCGGCCUGAAGGAGGCAGAGCGCCUAGCGGAGUUCUUUGAGAAGGACAAGCAUGGACGCAGAGGAUGGGCACAUGCACAGGCUUCACAGUUGGGAGAAGACGAUGAGCAGAAUCCAAACCUGGUGAAGGUGGAUGAGAAGACAGGAGAGAAGAAAAGGAUCUUUUAUGGGUAUUUGGGGACGUCAUCAGAUCUGGACAAGGUGGACUUUGAUAUGAAGAAGAAGGCUGUGAUCAAGAGCAGACGUGAGUUUGAUCUUUCAGACUAACAAGAGAUGCUCUAUAUCACUUCAGAUAAAAAAGGAAGAAGAAAAGAGAACAGAGGAUGAUGGACUUUGGCUAUUAUAGUUUGAACUUGGUUUGCCUUCUGUCUUUGUGCUCUGAUUAAUAGGUUUUUUGUUAUUAUAAAACCAAUUUGUCAAUCCUACUGAACCUGCAUUAUUUCCACUGAUGGAGGGAUUGGAUUGUUUGGUGAGGGAUUUGAACGUCA
This is a messenger RNA of Magnolia sinica, 1986 nucleotides long. RefSeq names its product protein SUPPRESSOR OF GENE SILENCING 3. The record is from RefSeq and is a predicted model, not a curated record. The coding region runs from base 116 to 1765 and encodes 549 amino acids. Lineage: Eukaryota; Viridiplantae; Streptophyta; Magnoliopsida; Magnoliales; Magnoliaceae. Gene Ontology annotation, biological process: regulatory ncRNA-mediated gene silencing. The transcript has 3 exons.